This is a messenger RNA of Lingula anatina, 920 nucleotides long. RefSeq lists its product as uncharacterized. NCBI's taxonomy places the organism in Eukaryota, Metazoa, Brachiopoda, Lingulata, Lingulida, Lingulidae. Gene Ontology annotation, molecular function: monoatomic ion channel activity; protein binding. Gene Ontology annotation, biological process: transmembrane transport; monoatomic ion transport. Gene Ontology annotation, cellular component: membrane. The record is from RefSeq and is a predicted model, not a curated record.
ACAGUCUGAGACCGCGACAUCUGAGACCGCGACACCGGCUCACUGCGUGCAACCACAACACCUGGGGGUCAACAGUUCGACAGGUUGUAAACAUUCUUGUACACGGGUAGAUACAAGUGAGUGUAUCCGCAACGGAAAUAGUCUUCAGAAAAGGUAAAAGAACUGUACCACAUUCUAUGUCUAAGUCAGCCUAAUUAUCAUCAACCUUGAAUCAUGCAGCAGGUGCCAGAUCCACCAUGAUAUUGUUGAAAACACAGUGCCUUUGACAACAGCCACUAUAAAACAGAAACCAUUACGUUUAUGACUGAGAAUCAGCCAAGAUAAUUCUGUGGUGGGAAAGGCAAAAUGUCUCCAGUAAAACAGUUGUAAGCAAAACACUGGAACACCAUGCUAAAUUAGCUUGUGCUGACAAGAAAAAUAGGAAAGAAGAAAGCAUGGAAACAACCAAACAUGAUGAUAGUGAAGAUAGCAUGGAGAAUAAAACUGAUGAUAAACUGCCACUGAAUCAUAGAACAAAUAUGUGUGAAUCUCCAGCGGAGGAGACAGAAUACCAGAAGGCUGGUUCUAUUCAUCUUCACAAGAAUUCAUCUAAGGAGAAAUUUGAUUUGCUUGGCUUGUUGUCUCCUGCUAUUCCCUUAUAUCCACACAUGAAUGGGACAGACAGCAUUUCACAGCAGUUUGAACAGUUAAGUGGCAAAGACAAGAAUCUCAUUUUGGUGGCUGCACAUGUGGAUGAUGCCUUGAGGGGAAGAGGUGCUUAUGGGAAGGCGAGAGCCAUUUUUAAACUAAAAUGGCAGCGACGGUGUUUUGCCAUCAUAGACAGCAAAUGGUUCAACAGAGUCAUGUAUGCUUUCAUACUUUUACACACUGCAUUGGUGUUUUUUGAGCCUACACAAGCACAUGUUAAACCGGGGCAGUAA